AUGUUUAAAAAAAUAAAAUCUAGAAUUGGAAAAAAAGCAGGUACAAGAAGCAGUGCCUCUGCACUGCUUUCUAUGCCCCUCACCCGCAUGGCACCGAGAAAGGAGUUGAUAAGAUUCAACAGUGAUUCAGUCCAAAUAACCAGGGAGUCAACAAACAGACAAACAACCCUAAGCGCAUACACGUACCUACGUGUCGCAAAUCAUAGAAAAGAAGCCAAUGAUCCACUCCUAGCACGGGUGGCCUUCCACACAACGAAGGACCGUAUAAGAAAGAGGAAACCACCAAAGGACAGCAACGUUUUCAAGCAAUAA
Trypanosoma brucei brucei TREU927 is the source of this 312-nucleotide messenger RNA. RefSeq lists its product as hypothetical. The record is from RefSeq and is a predicted model, not a curated record. The transcript has a single exon. The coding region runs from base 1 to 312 and encodes 103 amino acids. Lineage: Eukaryota; Euglenozoa; Kinetoplastea; Trypanosomatida; Trypanosomatidae.